Arachis stenosperma is the source of this 1755-nucleotide messenger RNA. RefSeq lists its product as uncharacterized. NCBI's taxonomy places the organism in Eukaryota, Viridiplantae, Streptophyta, Magnoliopsida, Fabales, Fabaceae. The coding region runs from base 1 to 1755 and encodes 584 amino acids. The record is from RefSeq and is a predicted model, not a curated record. The transcript has 3 exons.
AUGGCUAGUGAGGAUAGUUUUCUAGUGCUAGUACACCACAGAGGAUCGAUUAAGAGAAAAACUCGGUCUGGGGUGAAGUUCAUGGAUAAGGAUCCUCUAUGUAUCAUCAUGAGCCCCGCGACCAGUUACGAUGGUCUCGUGAGCUCUGUGCUUGGCAAACUUGGUCUGGAAGGAGUGAAGAGAGUUAAGAAGUUUUUCUAUCGCAUUCCAAUCACGGUGCUCCACCAUACGGUGAAGUAUGAUUGUUUCACGAUCGGGAGUGAUGAGGACUUGCAGGUCAUGUUUUUUUCUCGUAGGAAGUUUCCGGAGAUGAGGACACCGGAACUGUUGGCUAAGUUCGUCGACGUGGUAUCUAGCUUUGGUGGGUCGAACCGGAAUGCCAACACUAUAGCCACGGCGGCCGGUUCGAGCUCGAGACCUGCGGUUGCUUCUUCCUCCGUUCCAGUGUAUGAGGCAGCGAUCCAGCCUGCCGCCUCCCCAUCGUUUGCUGUUGAUCUCGCCAACAAUGUUGGAGACGAGGUUGGAUAUGAUGAACAUCAUCCGACUCAAUUACAGUGUCCUCCACCGGCUGGUGUUGGCGAGGGAUUGUGUGAUGAUCCAGAUGAUGAUGAAGUCGAGCCGGAUAUUAUCGCUGAUGAAAGCGGCAAUGAAGUUGGAGCGAGUGAUCCGAUAAGGCCUACUGGUGGUUCUAGUUCUGGCACAAAUCAGUACCCACCUCAUUUUUCAUCUUUGGAUCUGGAUGCCAUGAGGCAGGAUGAACAUCUUGGGCAGCUAGCUGGAUUUGGCGCUAGAGAUACCGACGGAUCUGCCGGUAUGACAGAGUUCCAGACGUACAGCAUCCGCCGAGGGGUACAGUACAAGGUGGUUGAGUCUGACUAUCGUCGGUACGUGGGAAAGUGUUCUGAAUUUGGGAAUGGGUGCACAUGGUUGAUUAGGCUGAGCCUCCGACAGAGCAAGGGUAUUUGGGAAGUCAAGCGGUACAACGGGCCGCAUACCUGUCUCGCCACCUCCAUCUCCAGCGACCAUAGGAGCUUGGACUACCACGUGAUAGCGACAUUCAUCAUGCCAAUGGUUAGGGCUGACGCAUCCGUCAACAUCAAGGUGCUUCUAAAUGCAAUGGCAGCACACUUUGGCUUCAGGCCUACAUACCGGAGGGUGUGGAUGGCGAAGCAGAAGGCGGUAGCAAUCAUCUACGGGGACUGGGAUGAGUCGUACAACGAGCUCCCUCGGUGGGUCUUAGAAGUUCAGUUGACUAUGGCUGGCACUGUAGCAGUCCUCAGGACCUGCCCUAUUCGAGUUGGUGGACAGGUGGAUGACUCUCAGGCUUAUUUUCAUAGGAUGUUCUGGACUUUUCCCCUUGUAUCGAAGCAUUUCGUCAUUGCAAGCCGACGGGAAUUCCAACAUACUCCCUAUGGCAUUCCACUAGUUGAGGGUGAGAAUGCUGAGUCAUGGUCCUUCUUUCUCUCCCACCUCCGUCAGCACGUGACACCUCAGCCAGGUCUGUUAGUUAUUUCAGAUAGGCAUAACGGCAUCAAGGCAGCACUUGAGGCACCUGAUGGGGGAUGGCUACCUCCGUCUGCAUACCGGGCAUUCUGCAUUCGACACGUUGCAGCAAAUUUUGCCCUGACCUUCAAGGGCAAAGAUGCCCGGAGGCUUCUUGUGAACGCCGCAUAUGCGAAGACGGAGGUGGAGUUUGACUACUGGUUCAACAUUCUGCGCUCUGAGAAUCCGGCAAUGUGUGACUGGGCGAACUGA